Molecule: messenger RNA, 1688 nt
Organism: Anopheles cruzii
Lineage: Eukaryota; Metazoa; Arthropoda; Insecta; Diptera; Culicidae
Gene: Adat1
Product: tRNA-specific adenosine deaminase 1
Exons: 2
Coding region: 1-1587 (528 amino acids)
Biological process (GO): RNA processing
Molecular function (GO): adenosine deaminase activity; RNA binding
Source: RefSeq, a predicted model, not a curated record
AUGAAUAGUAAACUGGCAAACUGCAUAGCGCACGAGUGUUUGGUAAAGUUUGACGCUCUGCAGAAAACCGGAAAACCGAACGAAGCCUUCGAGUGGACUAUUCUCUCGGCGAUCGUGCUUGUUCGCACGAGCGCUAGCUUGUCGCAACAACCUCGGGACACGGUCACAGAAAAGGACGACGACAAAUCCUUCACCGUGCAAGUGGUUGCUCUCGGGACGGGGACGAAAUGUCUCGGGGGAACGGAACUGAGUCCCCGCGGCGAUCUGGUGAACGAUAGUCACGCGGAGAUCUUGGCUAGACGUGCAUUUAUACGUUACCUUUUGGAGCAAAUCGAAAGAGCCGCCGAGGGCGUGAAGGAUUCUGUAUUCGAGCGUGUUUCUCCCGGGGGGAAAUUCGUUCUAAAAGAUGGUCACUCGUUUCACUUUUUCACGACCCAUAGCCCAUGUGGAGACGCUAGUAUAUUUGAGUUGGCAACGUCGAACGCCAGUGACGACGAAGAACCUCCCACUGCAAAACGUCCCAGAGGGACAGCGGGAGAUGAUGGAGAAGAGAACGUCGGUUCCGUGGUCACUUCUGGCAAGACCGGUGGUAAGUUGCUGCAGCCACUCUCCGAUACCGGGUGUGAUCUGAUGGCUCAGACGAUCGGAGCUGUAAGGACUAAACCGGGUCGCGGGGUGAGAACUUUGUCAGUUUCGUGCAGUGAUAAGAUGGCCCGUUGGGCAGUGCUCGGUGUCCAGGGUUCAUUGCUAAUGCUGCUGUUAGGGAAACCCAUCUACCUGGCGAGUGUGGUGCUGUGUGAAGGCACGGCACAUUCGGCAACUGCUCUGCGAAGAGCAAUUUGGGGGCGCUUCGAAAAGGCCACGAAGGACUCUGGGCUGCGACAUCCCUUUUCGCACAACUGUCCGGAGAUCGUAGCGGCAAACAAUGGAACUCCGUUUCGGUUUCGGAAAAACCGUCCUCUUACCAACAACACCGGAAUGUAUCAACCAUCGCCUUGUGGAAUCGUGUGGAGCAACGUUUCUGUCCGGCCCCAUGAGGUGGAAGUUAGUGGCCGGCGACACGGAGUGACAAAGCGUAAACUCGCAACACCGGCGGCUCGAUUACGAAUUUCCAAAAUUGAAUUAUUUGCCAGCUUCGUGCGAACGUACGUCAACAGCCGGCUGGUCGGCGACGGUAAUGGUGGCGCUGAAGGUUUGCAUAAUUUAGUUUCAACUCAGUGGCAGCGGCAGCAUAAUCACGCCACCGCCGAUCACCCGGGGGAACAUCGGGCCCGGGAAUGCGGUCAGCCACAGCAGCGGCAGCAGGAUGGUUGUGGGCAGCGUGCUGCGACAGUGGCUGCCAUGCGGGAUGUUGGCGAGCGGCUGUCGGGCAAAGGAAUUGCCGACGACAGACAGCCGGCGGAUAUUGCGAAACUUUCGUACGCGGCUGCUAAGGCCCUUUCGGUGGAUUACCGACGACAGUGGACCGACGUACGCGACACCGUGUUUGGCGGGUGGACAAAAAAGCCGGAUAGUUUCGGACAGUUUUUUAUUGAUGCUGACGCCUGGCCCGAACUUACAGCAGAUCGACCCUCGGGCAGCUGUUAGCGCUGCUUUGUGCUUGUUUCUGUAGGAAACUCAAAUUUCCGGAACUCUCGUUUUGGCGCACUUUAUGUGUAUUAUUUCACGUAACAUGUAUCGUUUCAAUA